AUGAUUGUUCAGUUGGACAAAAAAGUAAUUGAAGGAAUUGCAGCUGGGAAGACUGAGUGGAAUGACAAGAGGAUUCUUAAAAUUUGGUGCAAGUACAAAGUAACAACUGUUCUUCAAAAUGUAACUCAAGAAAGAAAUUUCUCAGCUGUCAUCAAUGGAACUGUUGUAACUUCUUUGCAGAAUGUCACACGAUUGGAAAAUAUUUCUGUUGAAACAAAUUCUGAAAAGUGUUACUGUCUGCUGAGUUAUAUUGAGUGGAGUGACACCAUAUCUGGAGCUAUCCUCUUAUUCGUAUCGUUAUUUCUGCUUGUGAUAUGCCUCAUGGGAAUGGUCCGUUUGUUACAUUCCAUGUUACGGGGGCCAGUUGCAUCGGCUCUGAAAAAGACAAUCAACUCUGACAUUCCAAAACCGUUUUCUUUUCUGACUGGCUACGUAGCCAUUAUCAUUGGGGCUGGUCUCACAAUGAUACUACAAAGCAGCUCCAUCUUCACCUCCACGCUGACCCCACUUGUUGGCAUGGGUGUGAUCCAUAUUGAACGAAUGUACCCAUUGACCCUGGGUUCAAACAUUGGAACAACAGCUACUGGUCUUCUGGCGGCAAUGGCAACUUCAGGAAACAGAUUCCGGGCAGCUUUACAAAUUGGACUCUGCCAUUUUUUGUUUAAUGUCAGCGGCAUCCUCCUGUUUUAUCCAAUUCCAUUUAUGCGCAAGAUUCCUAUAAACUUGGCAAAGAAGCUGGGAAACACAACUGCCAAAUAUCGUUGGUUUGCCAUCCUUUAUUUGGUGACAGCUUUUUUCUUCCUUCCUGCAUUUGUCUUUACUCUUUCACUGGCUGGUGCCGAGGCAAUGAUUGCAGCUGGUGUCAUCCUUUUGCCUUUUAUCACCUUUGUUAUUAUUGUUAAUUUCCUCCAAAAAAAGUACAAUAAACUUUUACCAAAAAUGCUGAAGAACUGGGAUUUCCUUCCCCUUUGGCUGCACUCUUUAGAACCUUUAGACAAAUUCAUCACAAAAUGUACAGGAAUUUGUAAAUCCUGCCAAAAAAAAUUGGAUCGUUCUGUACCUCCCCCUGUUGUGCUGACCCCUUUUGCUAUCCAAGGUGACAUCAGUCCACUCAGCUCUCGUCAAAGUGAAAACGGAAGCCCAGUCAGUUCACGUUCCACAUCUCUAUUAAUACAAAGGACUACAACUUUAUAA
This is a messenger RNA of Acanthosepion pharaonis, 1194 nucleotides long. Lineage: Eukaryota; Metazoa; Mollusca; Cephalopoda; Sepiida; Sepiidae. The record is from the annotation of a GenBank genome assembly.